GAUUCCCCGCUUCCCAACCACCUGUCAGCUUUCAAUUGGACCCCCCUUCCCUUUUUCUCUCUCUUACAUCAAUAAUUAAUCUCCCCCAUUUUUAACCCUCCUUCGCCCUUCCCCCAAUUCCUCACCUCCUCCCUCUCACUGUCUCCGUAAACGACGGUUUGAUAUUUUCUGUGUAGUAGAAAUGGCAACUGAAUCAUCAAGGGAAGACAAUGUUUACAUGGCCAAGUUGGCCGAGCAGGCUGAACGUUACGAGGAAAUGGUGGAAUUCAUGGAAAAAGUUGCUAAGAUGACAGAUGCUGAGGAGCUUACUGUGGAGGAGAGGAACCUCUUGUCCGUAGCUUACAAGAAUGUGAUUGGUGCCAGGAGGGCUUCUUGGAGGAUCAUUUCCUCUAUUGAACAGAAGGAGGAAAGCAGGGGAAACGAGGAUCAUGUUGCAACCAUCAAGGAGUACAGGGGUAAAAUCGAGACUGAGCUUAGCAAGAUAUGUGAUGGCAUUUUGAACCUUCUAGAGUCACACCUCAUCCCUUCAGCUUCCUCAGCCGAAUCUAAGGUCUUCUACCAGAAGAUGAAGGGUGACUAUCACAGGUACCUUGCUGAGUUCAAGACAGGUGCUGAGCGUAAGGAGGCUGCUGAGAACACCCUGUUGGCUUACAAGUCUGCUCAGGACAUUGCUCUUGCUGAAUUGGCCCCUACUCAUCCAAUUAGGCUUGGGCUUGCUCUAAACUUCUCUGUCUUCUAUUAUGAGAUUUUGAAUUCACCUGACCGUGCCUGCAAUCUUGCAAAACAGGCUUUUGACGAGGCUAUAUCUGAGCUGGACACAUUGGGUGAGGAGUCAUACAAGGACAGCACAUUGAUCAUGCAGCUUCUGCGAGACAAUCUGACCCUGUGGACUUCAGACAAUGCGGAGGAGGGUGGUGACGAGAUUAAGGAAGCUGCAGGAAAGCGUGAAUCAAGCGAACAACAGUGAUAAAAUGGAGAAUUGUGCUCUGUAUUUUUGGCAUGAAACUCCAGUAUAGUUGUCAUUUCGGUCGUAGUAGCUAGGUUUAUUAGAAUCACAUGGUGUUUAGUGUGGAGUGCUGGUGGUAGUACUCAGAAGUCGGAAUUAGUAAUAUAUUAUAUUCGCAGACACUUAUAAAAACAGUGUUAUGCUAUGUUUAUUAAUUAAUAUGUUUAAUGCGUGAGAUGUAGUUGCAUAAUUAAACCUUUGCAUGGGCAGAGGGAGUAUUUGAUUUUUGUCAUCCUUAAGGUUUUGAUGUACUCUCAGAUUAUUUGUCAAUGUUAAAGAAUUAAUGCUUUCCUAAUAAA
This is a messenger RNA of Spinacia oleracea (spinach), 1305 nucleotides long. Its product is annotated as 14-3-3-like protein. Lineage: Eukaryota; Viridiplantae; Streptophyta; Magnoliopsida; Caryophyllales; Amaranthaceae. The record is from RefSeq and is a predicted model, not a curated record. Bases 182 to 967 code for a protein of 261 amino acids. The transcript is spliced from 5 exons.